Molecule: messenger RNA, 1142 nt
Organism: Ostrinia furnacalis (Asian corn borer)
Lineage: Eukaryota; Metazoa; Arthropoda; Insecta; Lepidoptera; Crambidae
Product: band 7 protein AGAP004871-like
Exons: 8
Coding region: 160-1107 (315 amino acids)
Cellular component (GO): plasma membrane
Source: RefSeq, a predicted model, not a curated record
ACGAAUACCUAAAGAGCACAAAUUGGAUCAUCGCGGACCGGUGCGCGCGCGUCGGCAUGGCGGAAAGUGCGUUAAUUAUUUAUUUUCACCGAUCUUUCGCGCUCACACCUUAGUACAAACAGACACCGCGACGGAGACACCAACUAAUUCCCAUAGUAAAUGCCCCAUGUCAGACGCCUCCUCCCCAUGGAUUUCGGUUGUCACGACAAGGAUUCCGGCGAAGUGGAGUGCUACCUCGAAAUACAUUGCGAUACGGGUACUUCUUGCGCUAUCACAAUACAAAUGCCUAAUCCAGAAGCGGUGGGCUGCGUCGAGAGAUUCGCCACUCUGGUGUCAUUUCUGCUGGUCAUCAUCACAUUUCCCUUCUCCCUUUUUGAGUGUUUUAAGGUAGUACAAGAAUUCGAGCGAGCAGUGAUAUUCCGCCUGGGCAGGCUUCGGAAAGGAGGCGCGAGAGGGCCUGGCCUCUUCUUCGUGCUCCCAUGUAUAGACACCUACAGAAAAGUAGACCUCAGGACCGUCUCCUUCGACGUGCCACCCCAAGAGGUGCUGACGAGGGAUUCAGUGACAGUAGCUGUAGAUGCCGUCGUGUACUACAGAAUCAAGGAGCCCCUGAAUGCAGUAGUGCGGGUGGCAGACUAUAGUGCAUCUACCAGGCUCCUGGCUGCGACGACUCUUCGCAACGUGUUGGGUAUGCGAGACCUGGCACAGCUGUUGUCGGAUCGGGAGGCCAUCAGCCACAUGAUGCAGGCCAACUUGGAUGAGGCCACUGACCCGUGGGGAGUUGAAGUCGAAAGAGUUGAGAUAAAAGAUGUCCGGCUACCAGUUCAACUUCAAAGAGCCAUGGCAGCUGAGGCCGAGGCCGACCGCGAGGCCCGGGCCAAGAUCAUAGCAGCUGAAGGAGAGAUCAAGGCUUCAAAGGCCUUAAGAGAAGCAUCUCUGGUCAUGAUUGACAACCCUAUGGCUUUGCAGUUACGUUACCUACAGUCGCUCAACACGAUAUCAGCCGAGAAGAACUCCACCAUAAUAUUUCCGUUUCCGAUGGACUUCCUCAAAACGUUCUUGGGUGGUGGCGCCGGCCCAAGCACCUCGCAUGCUCUACCGAUUUAAUUUAUUUCAAUUAAUUUUAGAAAUAGUAAAAAAAG